CGCAACAGAGGUCGUUACGGUACAGUGGGGGCGGGUGAUGUGGAUCACGACGAGGGACCAAAUCAUCAGUCCUUUCUUGCAAGGCUCGUUGAGAGGUCUUGCGGGCGUGUUCCUCACUCCCUUGCUCGUCGACGCAGGAGCAAGAUUUCGCGCCUGGUGGGCGAAAGGAGCGUACCGCGCGGACCGACCUGCACAGGAGGGCCACGGAGUGGGCUGGCUACGCAAUUGGAUCGGGAGCUUGACUGUAGCGGGCGGUCCGGCGGCACGUCUGUCAUGACGCAAGCAGCAGCUACCGUGCCUAUUCUCGUACACUACGUCUGGUUGAUUGAUCUUGUGCGACGCGAGAGGGAGGAUGCCGGGGAAAUCGAUGUCAUCGACCGACUCGGAAUCGUCGCUGUUUCAAAGCUCACGGACGUGUGCACUGCCGCUGACGCACUAUGUUAUUUUUGCGACGUAGUUGAUGCCGACACCGGGCGCUACUACGGACGUCCACUUCUGUAUCGUCGUUGGCAGUCGGAGCACUCCGGUUACCUCUCAUCUCCAUCUUGUGAGGGGUUUCACCAUUUCAGCAUUCCGCGUCAUCCUCGAGCUCCGACUUUGCAAGGCUUCAUCGUGGUCCUUACGUUACAAGUCGACCGCAGCGUGUUCAGUAACUCCAACGUGUUACGACUCCACAUCAAAUAAGCUUUUUGGCGGCGUGCACGCGAGGAAGCCCUCGAAU
Molecule: messenger RNA, 721 nt
Organism: Fomitopsis serialis
Lineage: Eukaryota; Fungi; Basidiomycota; Agaricomycetes; Polyporales; Fomitopsidaceae
Exons: 4
Coding region: 274-684 (136 amino acids)
Source: RefSeq, a predicted model, not a curated record